This is a messenger RNA of Sapajus apella (tufted capuchin), 4116 nucleotides long. It is a transcript of the gene GRPR, whose product is annotated as gastrin releasing peptide receptor. Gene Ontology annotation, cellular component: membrane. The coding region runs from base 2347 to 3501 and encodes 384 amino acids. The record is from RefSeq and is a predicted model, not a curated record. Gene Ontology annotation, molecular function: G protein-coupled peptide receptor activity. The transcript has 3 exons. Lineage: Eukaryota; Metazoa; Chordata; Mammalia; Primates; Cebidae. Gene Ontology annotation, biological process: G protein-coupled receptor signaling pathway.
CUUUAAAAUCAGAUAAUAUCUUUUCUGGAGAAAAGGUAGUUGCUUCACUCCAGAGAGGGGAUGUGGUCUAAAGAGCUGUGAGAGUACAUAUCUUCAUGCUAUUUUUCUCUGCCUCUUGCUCAGUGCCUGUCAACUGGUAGAUGUUUGAUAAAUUUCUUUCAAGUGAAUAGAGGAGACGCUAAUUCACUCGUAUGAGUUCUUGCCUGUUGAUCUGAGGUCAAUCACUCUUCUGACCUUAUUGGGCUUUUCCAAAGUAAGCCUUUCCCCCUCAAUCUAAUAAUAAUAAUAACUAAUAUUAAUUGAGCAUUUACUGUGUGCUAAAUACAAUGCAGUCUUAACAUGAAUCAUUUCAUCUAACCUCACAAGUUAUCCUUCUUUACAGAUGAGGAGCCUGAAGCUUAAGACACUAAGUAACUUGCUGCGGUUAUAAAUGAGGGAGCCAGGAUUGAAGCAGGGCCUGUGUACUGCAUCAUUAAGCUAUACUGCUAGCAACUAAUCAACACCACCGGGCUCAUGGCUAUAGGCUCAUUACUGGUGAUACUGAUCUCCGCUGAGAAGCUCUUCCACCUCUAGCCAUGCAGCAUCAGUCUCCCUACUGCUGGCGGUGAGGAGUGCUGAGCCUUUGUUUGUUUGUUUGUUUGUUUGUUGCAGAAAGGUGAUUUUAUUUAGGUAGAGAAAAGAGAAGGAAAAGGAGAAGAAGAGAAAGGAGCCUUUCAUAUUUAUAUAGGAAGCAUGGCAGCAGACUUAGUGUUGGAACCUGCCACUGGAAAUGUCCAUAACAACACAUUGGGGGCUUUCUUGGUGGGCCUUGGCAUGGUAAGUGCAAGUUUUGUUAUUCCUUAUGGGUUCCGAAAAACAAGACCUUACCUGUUAGUGACUGGCUUCACGUCAUGUACUUGGAAGAGCUGGCUUCACAUGAGUCAUAAAGAUGCACUUUAAUAAUGUAUUUAGAAGUUGUUGGCUAAAGUUCUAAGCCUGAUUCUAAUAGUACUUCCUCAAUGAAGCUUUUUUUUAGCACUCCUUCAACUAUAAUUUUUUUUUACCACCCACUCAAUUCCUCAGUAUUGUAUCUAUCACUCUUUCAUAGUUCUUUACUUUCCACACAGGGCUUAAGAGGAUAUUUGCUAUAAAACAUGGCAAACAUUCAAUUAAAAAUGCAAAUAGCUGCAUCAAAAUGCCGAUUCAUAAAAUUUUUAGAUCAGAUAAGAAAAGACCAGUUUUUCUGGAAAAGACCAUUGAUCUUUGAGAGUUAAGAAUACAGCUGUUUCCCAAUUUAAUUUCUCACUGGUGAAUGGAAUAGGAAUGGUUUGGCAAAUCUACAGGAAAGAGCAUGUGUGCAUUGUGCUUCUGGUUUUUCCAGAUGUCAGUUGCUGAAGGUUUAAGGUGUGAGUCUGUGCAUGUGUUUCUGAGGAGCAGUCCCUGUUCAAAGAGGCAGCGGGAAAACUGAGUGGGGUAACUCACAUAUGGAUGCCGUGUGCAUCAGUUUGUGUUUAAUUCAAAGACAGACCUCAUUUGAUAGCAAUCUUAGUAUGUCAUUCUAAUGAAUUAGAAAAAAUGAGAAAAUGGGAUAUGAAUCCCCAUCUGGAUUCACGGGGAUAGUAUCAGAAAGAUUUCCAGUGCCUGUGCAGACUGCUAGCAACAUUUAUUUAAUACCUUCCCUGGGUGCUGUGUGCUUACAUGAGAAGCCAAAGGUGUCUGUUAAGCCACGUAGGAACUGCAAUCGGCUGGUUGAUUCUCAUUUGGAGAAAGCAGGCAAGUGGGCAGUGAUUGAAGUGUCCAGCAGGUGGCUGGCAUUCUCUGUCUAUAAGUAACCCUGGUUCCUCUUCAGAGCCGCGGCUCAGCGGAGCUGCUGUUUGCUGGUGAAGCCCGUGACGUGCAAAGCACCCUGCCUAUAGGAUUUGAGGAUUUCUCAGUGCAGUUUAUUCCUACCCACUUUAAACAUUCAGAUUCUAAAAAUCAGGAAAGACAGCAAAUGCUGUGUGAAAAUAGCAGGCCAAAAGUUCUUAGUAAAGUGCAGCCAGGGAGACUCAGACUAGAAUGGGGGUAGAAAGAGCUGAUGGAGAGUGGGUUUAAUUCUAAGGUUUUUUGUUGCUAAGUAUUUGCUGUGGUUAACUUAUUGAAUUUAGAGUUGUACUGCACUGGUCAUGUGAAGGCCAGAGCGGCACCAGUGUCAAAAUAGUGACAGACAGUUUUGAAUAUAUAGUUAGUAUAUAUGUACUCAGAGUAUUUUUAUUAAAGAAGACAAAGAGCCCAGCAUAGAUCUCAUCUUCAUCUUCACCUGGUUGCAAAAUCAAUAGUUAAGAAAUAGCAUCUAAGGGAACUUUUAGGUGGGGAAAAAAUCUAGAGAUGGCUCUAAAUGACUGUUUCCUUCUAAACUUGGAAGUGGAUCAUUUCAUGCACUGCAACAUCUCCAAUCACAGUGAGGAUCUCCCCGUGAACGACGACUGGUCCCAGCCGGGGAUCCUCUAUGUCAUCCCUGCAGUUUAUGGGGUUAUCAUUCUGAUAGGCCUCGUUGGCAACAUCACUUUGAUCAAGAUCUUCCUUACAGUCAAGUCCAUGCGAAAUGUUCCAAACCUGUUUAUUUCCAGUCUGGCUUUGGGAGACCUGCUCCUCCUGGUAACGUGUGCUCCAGUGGAUGCCAGCAGGUACCUGGCUGACAGAUGGCUGUUUGGCAGGAUUGGCUGCAAACUGAUCCCCUUUAUCCAGCUUACCUCUGUUGGGGUGUCUGUCUUCACACUCACAGCGCUCUCAGCAGACAGAUACAAAGCCAUUGUCCGGCCAAUGGAUAUCCAGGCCUCUCAUGCCCUGAUGAAGAUCUGCCUCAAAGCUGCCUUUAUCUGGAUCAUCUCCAUGCUGCUGGCCAUUCCAGAGGCUGUGUUUUCUGACCUCCAUCCCUUCCACGAGGAAAGCACCAACCAGACCUUCAUUAGUUGUGCCCCGUACCCACACUCUAAUGAGCUGCACCCCAAAAUCCACUCCAUGGCUUCCUUUCUGGUCUUCUACAUCAUCCCACUGUCAAUCAUCUCUGUUUACUACUACUUCAUUGCUAAAAAUCUGAUCCAGAGUGCUUACAAUCUUCCCGUGGAAGGGAAUAUACAUGUCAAGAAGCAGAUCGAAUCCCGGAAGCGACUUGCCAAGACAGUGCUGGUGUUUGUGGCCCUGUUCGCCUUCUGCUGGCUCCCCAAUCACAUCAUCUACCUGUACCGCUCCUACCACUACUCUGAAGUGGACACCUCCAUGCUCCACUUUGUCACCAGCAUCUGUGCCCGCCUCCUGGCCUUCACCAACUCCUGCGUGAACCCCUUUGCCCUCUACCUGCUGAGCAAGAGUUUCAGGAAACAGUUCAACACUCAGCUCCUCUGUUGCCGGCCCGGGCUGAUCAUCCGGUCUCACAGCACUGGAAGGAGUACCACCUGCAUGACCUCCCUCAAGAGUACCAACCCCUCUGUGGCCACCUUUAGCCUCAUCAAUGGAAACAUCUGUCAUGAGCGGUAUGUCUAGAUUGACCUUUGACUUUGCCCCUUGAGGGACUCUUGGUUUUGCUUUAUGACUAGGUAGGAACUCUUGCAUCUAUUGUUGUGUUUUUGCCCUCCAAAGACCCUUCAGAAUGCUUGUGAGUGGUGUAGGUGGGGGCGGGGGUGGGGGCCAAAAUGGUAGAUCACUGUUAUAUUUUGAAAGAAGCCAUCAAGUCAGGUUUUUCAUUUCAACUUGCGAAUGUUUCUUCUGAUGUGAAGCAAACCUUCCCUUUUUAGAAAAGUGAACAAGUAGAAAAUUAUUUUUUAAGCAUCAAGCCCUGUUAAACGGUUGUGGCCAAUUAUGUCAUAGAAACUGUAUGAACAACUAGAUUUAUAUAGCAGAGAAAUCAUAUAUUGAAUGCUUACUUUGUGAAAGACUUCACCUUGUCAUUUCUUUAAGCAGAUGCUAGUGCUUUAGAAAUAUGACUUGACUUUUUUUUUUUAGGAAUAUCUGUAAUAUACAAACCAAGGGACAACUUUUAUUUACACUCCUAAUAUGAAAAGUCAACCCUGUGAAAGAGCUCCAUAUAUGAGGGACACUCUCCAAGUUGAUAACAAUGGAAGCUAGUUUAAUAUAAAACAAUUCCCUAAGCAUUUAUUU